AUGGAAAAAGGAGUCGGUGACACUAUGACAAAACCAGAGACAGACCUUUACUUGCUGUGUAAAGGUGAAGAACUGUUAACGGAUGGCAGCUAUUGGGUCCCUUCGUCACAAAGCGGCUCUGAGCGCAAAGCCGAGGCAAGACGAGAGAGAGCAGUUCUUGAACACUUACUGGGAGGAGGACCAGAUCAGUGGCACAAAAAUUACCCAAUUGCCAAAGGACGUCAUCAGUCACCUAUCGAAAUCAAUAACAAAGAGGUGCAUUAUGAUCGCUCCCUACUACCGUGGUUCGCUAGUUAUGAUCCUGGUGCAGCUAAGACCAUCCUCAAUAACGGGAAAACCUGCAGAGUUGUGUUUGAUGAUUCUUUCGACAGAUCAGUGCUGAGAGGUGGGCCGCUCCCAGGAGUCUACAGGCUGCGUCAGCUUCACUUUCACUGGGGUUCCUCUGAUGACCAUGGCUCUGAGCAUGUUGUGAAUGGAGUGAGAUAUGCAGGAGAGCUACAUUUGUUACACUGGAAUCCCAAAUAUAGCAAUUACCUUGAUGCAGCGAGAAGAACUGAUGGCAUAGCUGUUUUGGCCAUUUUUCUGCAGGUAGGGAAAACUCCCAAACCGGAGAUGAAGAGGAUUCUUGAAGAAAUAAAUGCUAUUAAAACAAAGGGGAAAGAAGCUCCUUUUCCAAACUUUGAUCCUUCAAUUCUUUUCCCUAAAUCUCAUGACUACUGGACAUACCAUGGCUCUUUCACUACCCCACCUUGCGAAGAGUGCAUCACUUGGAUUGUUCUCAGAGAGCCUAUCAUAGUCAGCUCAGACCAGAUGGCAAAGCUCCGCAGCCUUUCCAAGAAUGCUGAGAAUGAACCUGAGCUCCCCCUGGUCGAUAACUGGCGCCCGACUCAGCCUCGGCAUUACAGGAUGGUGAGCGCAUCAUUCCUGUAGGAUCGGGCUCAGGUGGGGUGUCCCUGAGCGAGGAAAUCUGUAGAACUAAGAGCCAGUUUUGUUUUGUGUCCUCUUGUUGCAUUUAUACAGAACUCCAGCUGCAGGUUCUGAGGCGUGCAAUGUGAAUCUCACUUUUGGAGGACAAAAUUUACUUAGGCAAAUCCUAUCAUUAAAAUGGAAAUAGAGAGCUGUUUGUUUCUUCAUAACUCCUUUAACAUUAGCUUUUGUUAUUAGUUCUAGGGAAGAAAAGAGAUGCUACUAACAACUCUAAAAGCAUUUUCCUGCUGCCCCGAUGUCCCUCGGUGCUUGCCUUAUUCCAAAGUACAGAUUGCAGUUAAGUAAUUGUUUUCAGCAUACAGUUGGCCAUAUCAACCAUAUUCUUAUGCGUUUUGCAUAAUUUGCAUUUUAAUGUUAUAGCAAUCAAACUGACAUGGAUUUUGAGAAAUUGGUCUUAGUAUCCUGAAUAUAUACAUCUUCUCUACAUAUGCAAGUAGCUUUUCUAUUGAAAAAUGUGUUAAGAUAGUAAGAGUUCUUAACUUUUUAACUGUACUUUAUGAGGCAGAUUCUGAUUCCAUCUGAAAAUAUAAUUGAUCCUGAUACCCAAGAGAUUUGUGCACAAAUACCUGAAACCAGAAUUUGACUCUUCUGAUCAGUAAGCUGUUGACCAGGGUGCUGUUGU
Messenger RNA from Struthio camelus australis, 1609 nucleotides. The record is from RefSeq and is a predicted model, not a curated record. NCBI's taxonomy places the organism in Eukaryota, Metazoa, Chordata, Aves, Struthioniformes, Struthionidae.